This is a messenger RNA of Necator americanus (New World hookworm), 477 nucleotides long. RefSeq lists its product as uncharacterized. NCBI's taxonomy places the organism in Eukaryota, Metazoa, Nematoda, Chromadorea, Rhabditida, Ancylostomatidae. Gene Ontology annotation, molecular function: nucleic acid binding. The record is from RefSeq and is a predicted model, not a curated record. The transcript is spliced from 3 exons. Bases 1 to 477 code for a protein of 158 amino acids.
AUGCAUGUACUUGUAUGGCUGUUCGCGUUUUUUGCCGCUGUCAUGUGUCAACCAUUGUAUGGGCUCGAAAAACAGAUACUCUAUGGGUUCCAGGAUCCCGACGAGAUACAAUGGCGUGGAGAUGGCAACGAAAUAACUGCAGUAAAGCGAGGACGUUUGCUCAACCUGAUUGGACUGAACUCGCGAUUCACUGAUCCGUUCAGACAACGAAUGAUUAAAAAGAAGAUCCGAAGCCGCAGAUUUGACUGGCUGGACACCACUGUCACUGGAGAUGAAAAAUGGGUCCUCUACGUCAACCACACCCCCAAACGUGCCUGUUGCGCUGGCCAUGAAAUGCCGGAUCCUUUCGUGAAAGGUGAAAUUCAUGAGAAGAAGGUCAUGCUGGGCGUGCGUCUGGUGGAGAAUGGGAUCUACCGUUUCGAACUGCUGCUGGGCAACACGACAGUUACUGCCGAAGUCUACUGCGCUCAAUCGUAA